AUGGAGACCCGUCGAAUGCGCGCGAAGGAAAAGCAGCACACCAAAUCCGGACGGGCCGGGCUUCGCUCCUCCCCCCGCCGCGCAAGAGGAGACGCUAGAAACAACAAGCCGAGGGGCUGCGAUGCGGAUCUCCCACACCACGUCGUGCUGGAAAUCGUGUCCUUCCUGGACACCCGGUCCAUCGUAGGUGGCCGGUGCUUGUCUCGCGCGUUUAGGAACGACGCACCGGCGCUGGUCAAGACGCUGGACUUCCACAUGGGGCAGCAGUCUCCAUCCGCCGAAACGAUCAAGCUGUUCCCUGAGGUCAGGCAGGUCAACCUCGACGGCAACCGAGACCUGGUUCACGCGGUGGUCGCAGGGCUCCGCGGGUGGGGGUCCUCACUGCGCCUCGGCGUUUCCCUUCACGACUCCGUCCCACAGAAGGAGGAGCCGCUGAGCAACACGGCCACCGCCGACCUGUGUGCGUUGCCGCUGACCGAGCUCGACAUGAAGGAGGUCGUUGUCGAGUUCCCGCCGUCGCUUCCGAUGAACGCCUGGCGAACGCUGCAGAGGCUCGUGAUCCGCGACGCCUUCCUCGGGGACGAGUCCCUGGAGAGCCUGUCCAAGUCCAUCCCUGAGGGUCCCCUACCGCUGCGCCAUCUUGACCUCUCCAGAAACCUCUUCGGGGGCUACGACGCCGUGUUGCCCUUCGCAGGCGCGCUCCGGUCCUUCCCCGACCUGGAGUGGCUCGAGCUCACGGCGUGCCGCAUCUGUCGCGGCUCGGGUGACUGCAUCGUCCGCACGCUGCUCGAGGGCGCCUGCCCGAAGCUCAGGACCCUGGACCUCUCCCUCAACUUCUUCACGAACGGCCUCCUCGCGUCCCUGUGCGAAGGGCUGGGGGCGCCGGGGCACGGGCUGCUCAACCUGCGGAAGCUGGGCUUCGGCUCACGGGUCACCGGCGACGAGAUGAUAACUUGCUUCGAGAAGGUCGGGAAGGCCCUCGCCGCCGGCGGCCUGCCCAAGCUGGACUUCCUCCACCUUCAGGGCGACAUAGGGCCGCGGCAGGUCUCCCCGGUGCUGAGCCUGUUGAGGGGCGGGGCGUGCCCGAUGCUGUCGAUGGUGAAGCUGGAGCGUUCUCUCCGCUCCACGCUUGGCGAGGACGAGUGCGGCGCCGAGGACGCCGCACAGAGCAUGUUCGACCUGGUGAUUUCGGACCACAUCCCGCACCUCCGGGAGGUGCACGCGCUGGGCAUGGCCCUGAACGAGGGGAUGGAAAAAGCAAAUGAGGCGGGGCGUGACUCGGCAUUCUACAGGGCCAGGAACCAUUCAACCUGGCACCAUCUCGCCGUCGCGGGCAAGGCUAGAGGUGUCCAGGUGUUUGUGUAAUGACCUUCUCUGUAGCUUAGAAUAGAUGCGGUAAUCGAGUGACGUCUUUCGUAAGCGUAGAUUCGGUGGGUGAUAAGUGCGGUAGUUGAUUUGCUCGAUGAUACUCAUAUAUGCGCGUUGGGUAUUUCGUGUCUGCUGUCUCCUGCUGUCAACCCCCACAACAAUCUCGGUCUGUUAAGCUCAGAAUUCAAACACGGAUCGAGUAUGUUUUCAUAUUUUUCAUCGCAGAACUUUGCAACUGUGAACAAGUAACGAGCUAUCUCCUUUAGUUUUGGGCACGGUUUUUUUUUUUUUUCGCCAGCUUUCGGAGCUUCAACUCGUGGGCUGGGAGCGCCGUGAGAUAGCGCUCAGCCCUUGUUUUUUCUGUUUGCGUCUUGCGUGGGCCGUGGGCCGCAGCAGUCACGGCUUCCACGGCGUGUUCGUGUGGCGGGGUUUAGACCUUUCUUUCUUUGCCGAUACAUCGUCUCCCGCAGCUAGCUGCAGAUCGGCUUUCCGUAGGCACAGUUUGAUCGCGUUAGAAUGUUUCACGGCGUGUGUUCUCGCCGCUCGUGGUAAACGCCCGGUGCUGUCUGUGUGUCUUGUCCUUUUCAGAAGGGCCAGCGUAGCAUGCCAUCGUUUUGUACAUGUGGUGUACGCGCCUUACUUGCAGGAGCAACGUUGUGUCUUGCGGGACAGGUUCUCUGUGUUGGCAAGGACCACUGCACCGCUGUAUAUAUAUAUGUAUGUAUCUGUUUCAUGUUGUUUGGUUUGUUGAACUCUGUGGCGUGUCGUUUGCCCCUGUACAGUAACCUGUGGAACGAUCAUAGUCGGAGUGCAGCAAACUGCCGAGCGACGGUCUGGGCGCUUGAAAUUAGCUGGAGUGCCGGCAUAGAUGUCAGCGGUAUCUGCUGUUGCCGUCCUUGACGUGCGCCCAGAACGUGUUGUGGAGAUGCUGCAUGCCGCUUGCCGGGGCCUUUUAAACUGCCCUUUCGUGUUACAUCCAAGAAGGGACGCCUAUUGUAGGACAUAAUGAAGCUCGUCUGAAGUAGGUGGGGAAGCAAUAACCAGAUGUCUCGAGUGCUUUGUAGCGACAAUUAAAUGCCGUCCGAUUUUUUUAUUGCGUGUUCGCUGCUCGUUGGCGACCGGAACAAACCGAGAAAGCAGCUGUGUUUUUGAGGGAGAGGGGGUGUUCUCGGCUCUGUUAAGCUAGCAAUGCUCAUUCGGAGUGGUUGGUGGAACUGGUUUGUGGAUAUAUCCUACGGGAGACCGGGACGAUUUUCUUUUGUGAAGAUAAAACAGCAUAGGAGUGUUGAGCGGACUAGUUGAGCCUCGUGUUAUUUUUGAACAAGAGAGCGCACAUGGUGACCGAUUCCCAACUGGUGUGAGGGACUGUGGGUCGGUGGCCUAGUGAGUGUUAGAGUUUUGCGGCAUCCGCAUCCUAUGCAUCGGAGCGGACGAACGAACGCAGAUGACUCGCGUGUUUGGUGGCUAGCGACGAGAGAAUCAUGGCUCUGCUGUGUGGUGCGCAGUUUAGGAUCAAGAAGAUUCAUCUGCUUCGAGCAAGCAAACGAUUUCUCGGACGGAAUCAUUCAAACGUUGCAGUUGGCGUACACACCGCUGUAUUUGCGCAAACGUUUGGGGAUUAUUUUAGCUUCAUCGCUUGCGGCGAAAUCGAACACGGCGAAUGCCGCCUUCAAUCCGUUUGCAUUAAUAUAUAUUU
Ectocarpus sp. CCAP 1310/34 is the source of this 3064-nucleotide messenger RNA. The record is from the annotation of a GenBank genome assembly. NCBI's taxonomy places the organism in Eukaryota, Phaeophyceae, Ectocarpales, Ectocarpaceae.